AUGGUUCGUACCAAGCAAACCGCUCGUAAAUCUACUGGUGGCAAGGCCCCACGAAAGCAGUUGGCUAUCAAGGCUGCUAGCAAAUCAGCACCGGCUACCGGUGGUGUAAAGAAGCCCAUCGCUACGUCCAGGAAAAGCCGCUCUUCGUGA
Molecule: messenger RNA, 150 nt
Organism: Cooperia oncophora
Lineage: Eukaryota; Metazoa; Nematoda; Chromadorea; Rhabditida; Trichostrongylidae
Source: the annotation of a GenBank genome assembly